Molecule: messenger RNA, 2979 nt
Organism: Ostrinia furnacalis (Asian corn borer)
Lineage: Eukaryota; Metazoa; Arthropoda; Insecta; Lepidoptera; Crambidae
Product: apoptotic protease-activating factor 1-like
Exons: 14
Coding region: 205-2979 (924 amino acids)
Biological process (GO): regulation of apoptotic process
Molecular function (GO): ADP binding; protein binding
Source: RefSeq, a predicted model, not a curated record
AUUUAGUGAUUUUUGUAGAUGCACGAGUGGUGAAUGCACUUUGUUUGCUUUGUUAUUUUGAGUGAGGUUGAUGUUGAUAGUAACAGUUCUUGUAUUUAGAAACAAAUUAAGUUGUGGGAUCAAAGGCAGUCGUGCAAGUGCAAAAUUCACGAAAUGAUCAAAACAUAGUAAACAAGGGAUGCCACAAAGGCGCAAACAAACACGAUGGACAACAAGAAAAGGCAGCUGCUUCAGCGCUACCAGCUCGACAUCGUAAAGGAUCUGGAUGUCGAGUUCAUCGUCGACGCUCUCUUCGCCAAGCAAGUGAUCACGGGCCAUGAGUUCGACGAGAUAAUCAACCGGAAAAGUCGGAAAGACCGCGCGAGGUAUAUAGUUGACUACUUACUGGCGUAUGGCACCAACAGUACGUUCGAGGCGUUUGUCGACUGCCUGGCUAAGGACUACGAUUGGCUCUGGAAGAAACUGGUGGUGGAAAACAACGAGCCAAUGCUAAACGAAAGCUUUGAGGACAGCCUGAGCCGUGGCGAUGUCCCGAGGCUGCCUAUGCACUACGUCAGGAGGACGUCUUUGGAAAAAGAAAUAGAAACAAGAUUGAUUGUCCUUGCCCGGCACAAGAUCCUGGCCCUGCACGGCAUGUCUGGCUCUAGGAAGACUUCAGCGGUGAUCAGCGUCCUCCGCGAUAACUCCGAACUUAUCACCAACAACUUCAACGGAGUUAUAUUCUGGCUCAAUCUGGCAAAAUGUAAGACGAAAUAUGACGUCAUAGCACAGCAAAAUAAAUUAUACCGAAGGGCAUCGUCGAUAUACACUCGCACCUCACACAUGAACUCCACAAUGUCAAUGUCAAGUUUAGGGUCAAACAUGGACUCGCACUCCCUGUCCAGUUACGAGUGGACCUGGUUAGAACUGAGGGACAGGUUGAAGUCGCAGUUCUCGGAACAGGUUCUCAAGGAAGCCCUGUUGGUGCUAGAUGAGGUCAAUGAGAAACUUUGCGUCGAAGCGUUCGAUAUCGGAUGCAAGAUAUUAGUAACGACCCGAGACUCCGAGGUCGUUUCCAGUUUUCAGCCGCUGAUUAUCAAGGUAGAAAACAGUCUCAAAGAAGAAGAAACCUUAAAGCUGCUGGCUUCGUAUGUGGAUCUAGACGUCUCACAGUUGCCCAGACAAGCCAAGAAGUUCCAUGAUGCGUGCAAAGGCAGCCCUUUUAACAUCGGUCUAAUCGGGGCCCAACUAGCCGAAGACAAAGAGAGACUGAUCCAUGAUCAUAAACGGUGGAACUAUUAUUUGAAACAGCUCGAAAAAAAGGACUUCCUAUACUUGUUGAGGCAUAACGACAACCAAAUGAAAACAAUAGAGGUCUGCAUAAACUCAUUGCAACCAAACAUUCUACCACUUUUCAAAAUGCUAGCCAUCUUGCCAGAUAACGUUAAAGUAUCCGUUAGAGUUCUAUCCAAACUCUGGAAUAAGGAGACGAGCGAUGUCGAAAUGAUCAUGAGGAAACUCCGUGUCAAAUCUCUCAUUAUAGAAAUUUACGAUCACGAUCAGAGGAACUACAUGUAUGAAGUUCACGACCUUAUUAUGACGUACUUAAAAGGCACAUUAUUGAGUGAUGAAGACAAAAAGAAAUUGCAUAGCGAUUUUCUGAAAAGCUACCAGUAUGAUGUGAAUAAGCAGCUGCCUGUUGAAAUAACGGACGAUGGUUACAUAGCGUUUUACAUCGGCUACCACAUAUUGAACACGAAGAAUCUCAACAACAGAUGGUCGUUGUUCAACAAGUUGUAUUUGGAUCUGAAGUUUCUUGGCAACAAAGUGAGGCUCACGGGACCUGCGGACGUGAUAUUGGACUUACAAAAGUAUGAAACGCAAAUAGUAAACGAUACCCUUGAUAGGGACCUUCUUUGCAGCAUCAGAGCGUACAUCAGUACCCAUGGCAUAGACUUGUACCGGUACCCUAGUACCGACAUAGUUCAAAGUAUACUGCAGCACGAGUCGACUGGCAUUCUUUACACAAAGGCCUGGGAUUUGGCUCGGCAAAGCGUCGCGAAGAAGGAACUGUACUUCGAAUUCUUGCAUGAACAAGAUGUCGAAGAAAUAAAACACUCUACCAUUGACGUGAAAGAGAAUAUCUCAGCCGUGUGCUUUCUCGGCGACUACGUGCUUGUUGGUACUUUUACUGGGCUUGUAAAGUUCUUCCAUAUACCCACUAACAAACUAAAGAAAGAGCUGAACGGAUCAGAGUAUGGUAUCAAAUGGAUUGGUGCAUGCCCCAUGAAUCCGCCGCAAGUGGCGGCGCUGUCUUUUGACGGCGUCAUCAAGAUGUGGUUCAUUGAUGACGUCGAGAGGGAGGAGACUGAUGACGUCAUUGAUGAAGAAAACGAAGAACUAUACAACAACAACUGUCCAAGCAACUGCACGAUACAGCCCAAGCUGGGUUUAUUCCUGAACUGCCGCUGGGCCAACCAUCACGAGGUGUUAAUCGCGCACACAGCCAAGAUGAUUGUGCUUUACAACGUCGAUGGGACGGUGCUAAAGGUGUUCGACAAUUUUGACAGGGACCAAGAGAUACUAUGUUGCGCUCCAUGCAACUACGACAACUACUUGAUCGCGGCUGUGGUCAGCAACGGCGCCAACUAUCUGUUCGUCAUCGACCAGACGAGCAAAGACAAGAUCAUGACCAUAAAGGAAACUGGGCCGGUGCUCAACAUCUUAGUUGUUCCAAGUCACCACAAAACAAUAAAAAUCAUCACCCUAAAAGCGAAAGAAAUAACGCAACACCUGUAUCAAAUAAACUACCAAAGCAAUACGUGUAUGUGCAACAAGAUCAUUGAAGCCAAAGACGUGAAGGACAAUCUUUUAUUCUUGACCAUAGUCGUUAACAAGAUUGGCACUUUGCUGUUCGCUUCGACUGACGAUAGCCGGGUCAUCUGUAUAGACUUGAAGACCAAUUCACGCAUAUUUGACUUGGAAAAUCGGAGGGGGUAA